Messenger RNA from Manihot esculenta (cassava), 1261 nucleotides. Its product is annotated as heavy metal-associated isoprenylated plant protein 35. The record is from RefSeq and is a predicted model, not a curated record. Lineage: Eukaryota; Viridiplantae; Streptophyta; Magnoliopsida; Malpighiales; Euphorbiaceae. The transcript has 3 exons. Gene Ontology annotation, molecular function: metal ion binding. Bases 112 to 1002 code for a protein of 296 amino acids.
GCAUUGGUAUAUAAUACUCUUCCUCUUAGCAAUAUAUAUAUACUUCCAAUAUAUCGAUAGACGGCUACAACCACAACCAACCAGCCUUCUCUCUCGCUCUCUAUUUCACAUAUGGCAACAAAACCAGCUGAAGCGGCUCCAGACCAGCUAAAAUACCAGACAUGGGUCUUGAAAGUCUCAAUCCACUGCGAAGGCUGCAGGAAGAAAGUCAGAAAAAUUCUUCAGGGAGUCGAUGGUGUUUAUAUGACACAGAUCGACUCUCAGCAGCAUAAGGUUACCGUGACGGGCAAUGUCGUCGCCGAGACUCUUAUCAAGAAACUGGCAAAGUCAGGGAAACAUGCAGAACUUUGGCCUGAAAAGCCAGAGAAGGAUAACAAGUCAGGAAAAUCCAAAAGCAAUGGAGCACAAGAUCCUAAAGAUAGCAAGGAAGUUGGUGCUGAUGAUGAUAGCGACAAGGAUGUUCAAAAGAAUCUAAAAGAAAAGCCUGACACCGUCGCAAAAAGUGGCAGUGGUGAUGACCAAUCAGUGGAUGCCAAGGGCGAGAAGGCUGGCGGUGGCGGAGAAAACGCUGCUGCAGCUACUGGCGGAGGUGGAAAUGGAGGUAAAAAGAAGAAAAAGAAGAAAGGCGGGCAAAAUGGUAAUAAUCCUAAUAAUGGUAACAGCAGUUGUGAUCGUACCGGUGACGCACCAGCAGACGGGAAAUCUCCGGCGGCUAUUACAGACCCAGCUCCACCUAAGGCGUCAGUGGAUUAUAGACUUCCAGAUCAGCACGUAUAUCCACAUCAUCUACCAAUGUAUUAUGCAGCUCCUUCAGCUUAUGGAGUAAACUACAACACAGCAUAUCCUAGUGCCAGUGCGUCGUACUAUACUCCUUCCAUGCAAGCUCAUCUGUAUUCUCACCCUGAGAGGCACGUGCCACCACCUCCACCAUCUGAACCAAUCAAUAGGAUGAUUCAUGAUGAUCAUGAUUAUGAUAAUGAUGGUGGGUGCUCAGUUAUGUGAGAAAACUGGUAUACGUACGUAAAGUUAAUCUAUCUCGCACUAAUCAAUUGCAGGAAAGAAGGAUAAUUAAGGGAUUAUAGUUAAUCUUGUAUUUACAGUAAGUUUAGUGAUUAAAAAAAUGGUUGAGUGGGUUAUUUGCAGGUGCUUCAUUAAUAUAAUAUACAAUUUUGUCUUUGUUUAAAUAUUUAUAUAUAUAAAAAUAGCCUUGUAGUGUUAUUUUCUGGUUUAAUGGAAAAAAUCUUCCUUUUUCUCUGUUUAA